AUGGGUGUAGCAUGUGACGGCGAGUCACGUGGUACCAACGGCAAUCCCCAUUGCUCCAAGCCAAGUGUCACCAAGGGUUCCUCAGCCAUGAAUAUGCCCCAGUCAUUCGGCUCUGCCAUGGGCUUCUCCCUGUCAGAAACCCUUCCAGCUGCCAGCCUGCCUAGCCUGUCGCGGAACGGCUCUGAUCGAGGCCCGCUGCUGACAGCUGAAGACAGCAUCACCUAUUUGGCUCCCACCGCCGAUACUAAUAAAUGCUGGCCCAUCCGGCCCACAUUACGAAAUGAGCUGGAUACCUUCUCCGUGCAUUUCUAUAUCUUCUUUGGGCCCAACAUCUCCAUCCCUCCAGACCGGGCAGCGGUGUUUGCCAUCAAUCUGAUGCCAGUGCUUGACAGUGGAGGAGUCCUCAACAUGGAGCUCAAGCUCAACGUGUCUUCAGCAAAAGGGGAGAACAUGACUGUCUUUGGCUGCCUGAACCAUGGAAUGCCGCUGGCACUUCGGGACAACUCCUCCGUCAAAUGCGAAUCUGAAGCUGUUUCAGGCUUUCUUCUAUCCGUGAACACCACUUCGAACAUUACCAAGCUGCGGAUUCCAUACCCGCAGACUGGAACCUGGUACCUCAGCCUCCGAUCUCUAUGCUCCACAGAGCACGGGUUUGAGGCAUGCACUAAUAUAACAGCAGAGGUGUAUCUUCGCUCAUACCUGACCCCAUGCAUCAAUGACUGCGGCACUUACGGCCAGUGCAAGCUCCUCCGCACCAACAACUACCUGUAUGCUGCAUGCGAGUGUAAAGCAGGCUGGGACGGCUGGGGUUGUACAGACAAUACAGAGGCUUAUUCGUAUGGAUUUCAACUACUGUCCACCCUGCUGCUCUGUCUGAGUAACCUGAUGUUUGUUCCGCCCGUGGCCAUCGCCAUCCGCAGCCAUUAUCUGCUGGAGGCCUCCGUCUAUAUCUUCACCAUGUUCUUCUCUACUUUCUAUCAUGCGUGUGAUCAGCCAGGCAUUGUGGUUUUCUGCAUUAUGGAAUACGAUGUCCUCCAGUUCUGUGAUUUUCUCGGCUCCCUCAUGUCUGUAUGGGUCACUGUCAUUGCUAUGGCCAGACUCAAAUCCAUCAUCAAGCAGGUGCUGUACCUGCUCGGGGCAAUGUCUCUGUCCAUGGCCCUGCAGCUGGACCGCCAUGGCCUAUGGAACCUGCUAGGCCCCAGCCUCUUUGCCUUGGGCAUAAUGGCCAUUGCCUGGACUGUGCGUACCAUCCGCCGUCGCCGCUGCUAUCCACCCACCUGGAAGCGCUGGGUCUUCUUCCUCUUCCCAGGCACCAUGAUCGCCACGUCGGCCGUGGCACUGUAUGCCUUUGUGGAGACAGAGGAGAACUACUUCUACAUCCACAGCAUCUGGCACAUGCUGAUCGCAGGCAGUGUGGGCUUCCUGCUGCCACCACGCGCCAAGCCCGACGCCAAAGUGACCCCACUGAAGCGCCGCCGAGGCUGUGGCUACCAGCUCUGUGUCAACGAGCACGAGGAGAUGGGCCUGGUGGAUCCGGCCAUCAUCACCAUCAACAGCAUCUGCACCAGCUGAUAACACUCCACACGCUUCUCAAACACACGGACAUCUGUUUGCCUUUUCUCUCCUCCCUUUGGAAUUGAAAAAAAAGGGAAAACAAAGCCAGAGAACUCGUCAUCACACUGUAAAUAAAAUCGGACUGAGGGAACACGUAAAUACACUUGAGUUGUUUUCUGUUUGUUAUGUUUACUUUUGAUUUCUUUAUUGUUACUACUCUUAUUAGCAUUUUUUCCAUUGCUGGUAUGUUGGGAUGGUUUGUGGUGGUAACAGUAUUGCACUGUUGUUUCUUUUUAAGAAGUCUAAGCUGAACAUGCUGCUGCUAUUUGACGGUGACUGUACAGACGUGUCAUGUAAUUAUUUAUUGUUAACUCUGGAAUCCAAAAAGACCAAAACUAUUUUAGGGUUUGGCUGACAUUAGAGAAGACAGUUUGUGGAUAUAUAUUUGAGUGGCCUCUUCCAAAGUCCACGCUUGUUGUUUACGUUCUUGCUUAAAGUUGACGUGAAACGGAAAUCACAGCGCGUUUUCCUUUCAUACAGUGAUGUAUUUCUGAGAGGAGGUCUACCACGUGGCCCAACAAAAUAUUGAGUUCCGGGUUGGGCAACGGCCUGUUUGUCACAUACACAUUCACAGAGUCAGGGAAAUGUUUGUGAAAACAUUCUAACCUGGUUGUAACAUCAGAUCAAAAGUACACUGGCCACAUACAGUUUUGAGCUUGUGAUAGCCUUUUGAGCUACGAUGGAACUAAUGUCGCCUCUUCAGUGACACAUUUACUGUGGACGCAGCUAUUCUGCAGAAACAACAUCAGUAUCUCAGUCCUUGCUCCCAGC
Molecule: messenger RNA, 2385 nt
Organism: Colossoma macropomum (tambaqui)
Lineage: Eukaryota; Metazoa; Chordata; Actinopteri; Characiformes; Serrasalmidae
Gene: tmem8b
Product: transmembrane protein 8B
Exons: 9
Coding region: 1-1572 (523 amino acids)
Cellular component (GO): plasma membrane
Source: RefSeq, a predicted model, not a curated record